Penicillium paradoxum is the source of this 702-nucleotide messenger RNA. RefSeq lists its product as uncharacterized. The coding region runs from base 1 to 702 and encodes 233 amino acids. NCBI's taxonomy places the organism in Eukaryota, Fungi, Ascomycota, Eurotiomycetes, Eurotiales, Aspergillaceae. The record is from RefSeq and is a predicted model, not a curated record. The transcript has a single exon.
AUGAGCUCGUACUUCUCAUCCUUGUCUACCUCCUCAGCCAUCUCUGGGUUGGGCUCGCGGCUCACCAAUCUCCGCCGCGCCAUCACGCUCGGUGACGAGGGAGACGACCCCGACAACGAAGACUGCUCCCACGUCUCCAACGCUCUUCGAGCUUAUUACACUGAAAAGGGCCGCCCAUUUCCCCCAUGGCUCCCACAAGACCCCAAGGGCCCUGCUCCGACACCUACCCGCACCAUCGCGACUUCACAGCUCCCCUCCGGGAGCUACAACCAAGGACCUUCCAACCUCAACUCUGGCCGGGGUGGCGGUCUGGGUGAUUUAUGGGGUGACGCCCCUACAUCUCAAUUGCACCCGCAGACAGCCAGCCUCCGUCGCGGCCGGGGUAGUAACGCACCGCCGCUCGCUACCGCUAACAGCGCGCCAUCGGGCUCUGUCCCCUCGCCCGGCCCAGGCCUCACACAUUCUCAGUCCCACUCGCCUGUUGGUUCAGCCUCUCCUCACCCUUCUGGAGCGCGACCAUUGCCCAGCCAACGUUCUGGGUCAUACCAGUCUUCUCAGGCUCGUCCGAACUUGGACCGUGCUGGAUCCGGCGGUGGCUCUGCCCAGGAACGACUGCGAGCUCGAUUGCAAGGCGGAAGGUCUCCCAGUCCCAAUGUCGACCCCAGUGUUCGGAAGCCGGUUGGAAUGUCUGGAAGACGGUGA